ACACCAACAACACCAACAACAACACCAACAACACCAACAACACCAACAACACCAAAAGCAACACCAACAACAACACCAACAACAACACCAAAAGCAACACCAACAACACCAACAACAACACCAACAACACCAAAAGCAACACCAACAACACCAACAACAACACAAAUAAUAAGAACACCAACAACACCAACAACAACAACAACACCAACAACACCAAAAGCAACACCAACAACACCAACAACAACACCAACAACACCAAAAGCAACACCAACAACAACACCAACAACAACACCAAAAGCAACACCAACAACACCAACAACAACACCAACAACACCAAAAGCAACACCAACAACAACACCAACAACACCAACAACAACACCAACACCAACAACAACACCAACAACACCAACAACAACACCAACACCAACAACACCAACAACAACACCAACACCAACAACACCAACAACACCAAAAGCAACACCAACAACAACACCAACAACA
Molecule: messenger RNA, 501 nt
Organism: Oncorhynchus nerka (sockeye salmon)
Lineage: Eukaryota; Metazoa; Chordata; Actinopteri; Salmoniformes; Salmonidae
Product: salivary glue protein Sgs-3-like
Exons: 1
Source: RefSeq, a predicted model, not a curated record